UCAAAUUUAAUGGUGAAACAGGGUACGAGAUCCAGGAUGGGCCAUAUAAACAUGUUGUUGACUUUAGGAGGUGUUCAUGUACUUGUAGAUCAUGGCAACUUAAAGGAAUUCCAUGUGCACAUGCAAUUACAUCAAUGCAUUAUAAGAACUAUGAGGUUGAGCCAUAUGUUGACCAUUGGUAUAGAAAGGACACCUACCUUAAGGCAUAUAGCAGAUUCAUUCAACCUUUAACUAGUAUGAAUUUGUGGCCCAAAAAGCACACUGCCAGCUAUUGAGCCACCUGUUAUUACUGCAAUGCCAGGAAGGCCAAAGAAAAAAAGGAGAAAAGCUGCUGAUGAACCAAAGAAGAAGUUUGGGAAGGGUACAAGGAUAGGGAGACAAAUGAGAUGUUCUUUGUGCAAGACUCUUGGACAUAACAAGAAAGGAUGUCCAUCAGCAAGAAACCAAGGGGUAAGGCUGGAACUAGUUCAGUUGGAGGUGAAACUGUGGAAAAUGCUUCAUCAACAGCAGCAGGUGGAAGUGCAUCAGCAGCAGCAGCUGGAAGUGCAUCAGAAGCAGCAGCUGGAUCAGCAGCAACAGCUGGAUCAGCAACAGCACCUUUAACUAUGGAAAGUGGCACCUUCACUCAACCAAUCACUGAUCCAAGCACACAACAAUCAACUAAUGUUGCAAGAGGUCCAAAAAGGAAGACCAAUGAGCCUAGAAAAGGUGGUGCAAAUGCAGGGUCUAAGAGACCAAAGGUAGCAGAAUAUGGUGUGCUAUUUGAUUCAAGUGGCAUUGUGAUACAGAGGUUUGGAACUACUAUCAGAGUGGCACACAAUCCUUCUACACUCAUAAGUUCUGCCCCUACCAACAUUGAACUUAGGUUCAAACCACCUGGACUAAAGUGGAAGGGUCGAUCUGCAGUUACACAAAGGCAGCUGCAAGAACAGAGUUACAGAAGGGCAAACUCUGCUACAACUACUCAAGCCACACCAGUUACACAAUCCACACCAAGCAACCAGACACAACAGACAUUAUUUGAAGUGCUCAGCUGA
This is a messenger RNA of Nicotiana attenuata, 1037 nucleotides long. RefSeq lists its product as uncharacterized. The coding region runs from base 426 to 1037 and encodes 203 amino acids. NCBI's taxonomy places the organism in Eukaryota, Viridiplantae, Streptophyta, Magnoliopsida, Solanales, Solanaceae. The transcript is spliced from 3 exons. The record is from RefSeq and is a predicted model, not a curated record.